AUGUAUCAUCGCCGUUGGACCAACCGGUCGUGCUCUUCGUUCUCAGCUUCGCGGACGGCAGCUCGCACUGGGUUUCACCGUGGUGACGAUGAUCUCACGCGCGCUAUGGGACGAAUGUCUGUCAGGGCGACAUCCAACAUCAGGAUCCCCCCUCUUUCUGCCUUUUCGUCUGGGGCCGUAGCUGUGGCUGGCAGCGCGGUCCGGGUUGGCGAAUGCGUUCCUCCAGCGGAAGACAUCCCGACCAACUUCCGGACUCCCACGGCUUACCUCAAGGCGAUGCAAGCCCACACUCAGAAAGAGUUCGAAGCUUCGGCUCGUCAAGGCGUCAGCAACGCGGAUCGGCAGGGGGGUGGGUGGCUAGUGCUGACCUGUAGGCCAAACCCCCGUUGGCAAGACAGCCGUCUAAGCUACUACGUGCACGGCAAGUCCGAAAACGGAGGACUCGGCACGCGAGACACCGAGGAAGACGGCCACAACUUCAAGCAAGAUCCCUGGUCUCGGCACCUGGUGGAGUUCGAAGACUCAAGCAUAGCCUUAGUAGUCGCCUGCGGAGAAGGUGUAACUGACAACGAGGCGUUUCUGGCGAUCACUCCCGGAACUGAUGGUAUUCCGGUCCGAUCGGAGCACUUACACACGCGCGUCCGUUCUCUCGGAUACGUCGGUUCAUUUCUCCGUGAAUACGGAAGCGCGGCAGAGCUUUUGCGCCGUGAUGAGAGCGACAGCUUGCUCAACGCCGUGGCUGCACCCGGUCAGCAGUGCACGUUGCCUUCAUCCUCGGGAGCGGGAACAUUUCUUCCGCGAGGCCAAGUGCGUACUCUCGACACCUCCUCUGUCCCCCUGAACGCUACCCAGAAGGACGCCGUCUUGAGUCUCACUGGUGGGCUGGACCUCGUCGUUGGGCCUCCUGGUACCGGCAAGAGUACGACGAUUUACCACAUCAAUGAAUCACGCAUUCGAGCCGAGGGUCGUGUGUUGAUCACAUCGAUCAGGAACCAAGCCGUUGAUGCCGUCACGGAAAAGGUUGAUUCCUUCGGAGUUCUGGUAUUCGGAAACGAGGCUCGCCUCGGCCCGCAUUCCAAGAACUUUACCAUGGCCGGUCGGAUGGCCAAUGACGCUGAACUCCUGUUUUGGCGAGAUGCACGAGAAACGUGGACCAAGCAUCUGAAGUCGGCGCAAGCGGUGUCGUGGAGUAGACUUCACCUCCCGAACUUCCCCGGCGUCGCCCGACUCUUUGCUCUCGAGCAAGAGUCAUUGAAGUCGACCGGAACGGGCAAGAAACACCACCAGCUUCGGAGGAGUGGGCGGGCAGCGGGCAAGUGGGCGUUUGCUCUGAAGCGCGUUCUCAAGGCCAACUUCUACAAGCGCCUUGUAAACGGCAGCCUCGCGCAGAGGCUCAUGCUCCACCAGCUGAAGGCCCUGGACAAGUGGGUUCGCCUUCUAUCCGAAGGCGCUUCUCGCGUGGCUAGCCUUUUGAUGAGGCUGGAGGGCCUGACGCGCUUCCGGAUUUUCACCGAGACACGUGUGCUUAUCUGCACCGUUGACAGCACGGAGCGCAUGGUGGUUUCCAGCACGUUCUACGACGGAAAGCUCAAGACUGCGGAGGAGCUCCGGCUUACGAGGAUGUCCCACCAGCCAUCCAAGUGGGUUCACGUCAGCGGUGGCGAGACCAAGCAUCAAGGACGGGGCUACUCCAACCACCUGGAGAUUCCCAAAGUGGUGCAAGAGGUCAGGGCUUCUAUGCAUCGAUACGGUAGGGAGGCCGACAUCCGCGUCAUCACCUUCUACAACAUGCAGAAGCGUGAUCUCGAGCGGGAGUUCAAGGACAAGCCCGACAUCAAGAAUGUUCGCAUCGCAUCGGUGGACUCCUGCCAGGGAUCCGACGCUGAUGUGGUCGUCAUUUCUACCGUCCGCAGUGGUGGAGUCGGCUACAAACUUUCGGGGUUCAUGACCGACCGCCGCCGAGUGAACGUGGCCAUCUCCAGAGCCAAGGAAGAGUGCAUUAUCGUCGGCGAUAAACACACUCUACGCUCAGGUGGCGGGGCCAUGUGGCGUUCGGUUGCAGAUCACUUCAAGUCGUGA
Ectocarpus siliculosus is the source of this 2079-nucleotide messenger RNA. The record is from the annotation of a GenBank genome assembly. Lineage: Eukaryota; Phaeophyceae; Ectocarpales; Ectocarpaceae.